Molecule: messenger RNA, 1782 nt
Organism: Colletotrichum karsti
Lineage: Eukaryota; Fungi; Ascomycota; Sordariomycetes; Glomerellales; Glomerellaceae
Product: amino-acid permease inda1
Exons: 6
Coding region: 1-1782 (593 amino acids)
Biological process (GO): amino acid transmembrane transport
Cellular component (GO): membrane
Molecular function (GO): amino acid transmembrane transporter activity
Source: RefSeq, a predicted model, not a curated record
AUGGCAGGCGAAAAGGACAUCCACGAUGGUGUCUCGACCCCCGAGACUACCCAGGUCCAUCCAGAAACUCGCCGCUCCGGUGGCCUUCCUCCCGUUACUGGCAAGGCGGAGAAUGCCUACGACGAGGGUGCUCUCAGUCGCGGAGCCGCUGUUCGCGAUGAGAACUUCUACACCCGCAAUGGUCUCAAUUUCGAGUCUUUCAAGCCCCGUAACUACGGUCGCGGCAUUGUCGAACUUGACCGUACUAUGAAGUCGCGUCAUCUGCACAUGAUCGCUAUUGGUGGUUCCAUCGGUGCCGGUUUCUUCGUCGGUUCUGGAGGUGCUCUGAGCACUGGUGGACCCGGCGCUGUUUUUAUCGACUUUUCGAUCAUUGGUAUCAUGAUGUUCAACGUUGUCUACGCACUUGGUGAACUCGCUGUUAUGUAUCCUGUCUCUGGUGGCUUUUACAUCUACUCCAGCCGUUUUAUCGACCCUUCCUGGGGCUUUGCUAUGGGAUGGAACUAUGUUUUCCAGUGGGCCAUCGUGCUACCUCUCGAGUUGACUGUUUGCGGUCUGACGAUCAAUUACUGGGAAGGCGCCCGUGAUAUCAGUUUAGGUGUUUGGAUUACCAUCUUCUGGGUCGCCAUCAUCUUUAUCAACAUCUUUGGAACUCUUGGUUACGCCGAAGAGGAGUUUUGGUCGUCUUUGCUCAAGUUGUCCGCCAUUGUCAUCUUCAUGAUUGUUGCCUUCAUUCUCGUUCUCGGAGGCGGUCCCUCGCACGGCCGUUACAAUGAGUACUGGGGAGCACGAUACUGGUAUGAUCCUGGCGCCUUCCAGAACGGCUUUAAAGGAUUCUGCGCCGUGUUUGUUACCGCUGCAUUCUCCUUUUCUGGUACUGAGCUUGUUGGUCUCGCUGCUGCUGAGUCUGCCAACCCGCUCAAGUCUCUGCCCGGUGCUAUCAAGCAGGUCUUCUGGCGUAUUACGCUUUUCUACAUUUUGGGGCUUUUCUUUGUCGGCCUUCUGGUGCCUGCAAACGACGAUAAACUCCUCGGCGCCGAAAACCCCUAUGCCGAUGGUGCUUCGCCCUUUGUUAUUGCAGCUAACCAUGCCGGUCUGUAUGGGUACGAUCACUUUAUGAACUGCAUCAUCCUGGUUUCGGUCCUCUCUCUCGGCGUGUCCUGCGUCUACGGCGGCUCCCGCACUCUUACCGCGCUGGCACAACAAGGCUAUGCCCCCAAGAUCUUCAGCUACGUUGACAAGAGUGGUCGCCCUCUCCCCUCCGUGGGUAUCAUUCUCAUCUGCGGUGCGCUUGGAUACAUGAACCUGAAUGCGGAUGGAGAAACAGUCUUCAACUGGCUACUCAACAUGUCCGCUCUGGCCGCGCUUUUCACUUGGGGAUCUAUCUGCCUGGCUCACAUCCGUUUCCGCAAGGCUUGGGCCUACCACGGUCACACCGUUGACGAGAUCCCCUUUAAGGCCGCCCUGGGUGUUACAGGUUCUUGGAUUGGACUUGGUCUUUGCAUUCUUGUCUUCAUUGCUCAGACCUUCGUUGCCAUUGCACCCCCAAAGAACAAUGAUGAGCUGAACGAUGCCGAGGGCUUCUUCGAGGCCAUGCUGUCCGUCCCCGUCAUUAUGCUCUUCUGGGUCAUUGGUUUCAUUUGGAAGCGUACCGGCUGGCUUCGCACCCACCAGAUCGACGUUGAUACCGGCCGUCGUGAACUUGAUUGGGAUGAGAUCAACCGUUACCGGGCCGAGGUCGCUACUUGGCCCACUUGGAAGCGUAUGCUUAACAGAUUCUUCUAG